ACACACACACACACACACACACAAUCCAAGUGACCUAGGUCCCGUCAAGCAACAAAUAUGAGGUAAGCCAAAAUCCGAACGGGGAAACGGAACGGCAAGAACUUCUAUGUUGGUACAAACCUGAAGCGGGAAUAGGAGCACCUGCACCAGAGCCGGAUACCACAAACACCGCAAGCGGGACGCCUCAUCAAACUCAAUUCUCAAACCCGAUGGCUGGAUUCCCUGUUGGCGACCGAACCUUAGAUACGGCACGAACGGGGAGGCUGAUUAAGUUUGAGUUGCACUGCCAUUGGAUUGGAUGGGAAUAGACGAAGCUGGGGAGAGAGGGGAGGGGAGGACAAGACCAGGCAGGACAGGGUGCGGGGUUAAUUUUUUGUACCCCAUCCAUAUGAUCUCCAUCCCUCCGGUUUCUCCAUCGACUUUUAUCUCAAACUGGAUCAGAAACAUCUCGAAGCAAUAUUUUGAAUCGGCUCAAUCAAAAACACCAAUAUCGACAUCAAUCGCAUUGAAUUGAAUUUCUUACCACCCAAGCAACUAUCUGAAAGUCAAACUCUCCAAUCCCCCCAAAAUGUCAGCCAUCCAGCGCGCCCUCGACGCCGGGGCCGUCCCGUCCCACGUCUCCAAUGUAUGCCCCCCAGGAACAAAAGCCUACCUCCUCGAAGUUGGCUGGCUCGAAUGCGACGAGGGAUUCGUCGUCCGCGGCGGCAACACCUCUCUCAAAUCCACCGAAGGCCAAACCUUUGUCAACAAGCGCCGCGAACUCCCCAUGUACUGCGUUCUGAUUGACCAUCCUCACGAGGGCGUAAUUCUCUGGGAGACGGGAUGUGGGAAGGAUUAUCCGGAGGUUUGGGGACCGCAGCUCAUUGAUGUUUUUACGAGGAUUAAGUAUGAGCCGAGACAUGAGCUGAAGGCGGCGAUUGAGGCGACGGGGCAUAAGUUGGAGGAUGUGAAGAAGAUUAUCCUCGGUCACAUGCAUCUCGACCACGCGGGAGGACUCGACAUGUUCAUGGACCGAAAAGACGUCGAAAUCUGGGUUCAUGAUAAAGAACUGAGAUCCGCUUUCUGGUCCGUAGCUACCGGUGCAGAUGUCGGUGUUUACAUGCCACAUUACAUGCAGCUGGGCUUGAACUGGAAAACUUUCGAUGAACGAGCAAUGGAUUUCUGCCAGGGAAUCACGCUUCAUCAUCUUCCUGGCCAUACUGAUGGUCUCAUCGGCAUGCAAAUCAACCUCCCAAACAGCGGCACAUUCUUCUUCAUCAGUGACCACUGCCACGUAAUCGAGAACUGGCGCGACGGUAUUCCUCAAGGUUGGCUAGCACGUGACCAUCCAGCCUGGUUCCAGAGUACACAGAGAUUGAAGCGCUUGGAAGCUACGACGAAGGGGAGGGUUAUCCCGGGUCAUGAUAAAGAGACGUUUUUGAAGCUGCAGAGUGAGAUUAAGGAUUAUUUGAGCUAGGCGGGUAGGAUUGUUGUUGGGGAUUUAAUUGGAUUUGUGUUUGAGAAUUUGUGCUGGGAUUUGAUUUGGGUUUGGACUUUCGAUUCUAGGUUUUGGACUGUUGGGUUGUGAUAAGUUUGGGUUGGGAGCAGGAGUUUAGGAUAAGUAGGUAGGCAGGCAGUUUUGAUGUACCAGUAU
This is a messenger RNA of Cadophora gregata, 1633 nucleotides long. RefSeq lists its product as uncharacterized. Lineage: Eukaryota; Fungi; Ascomycota; Leotiomycetes; Helotiales; Ploettnerulaceae. The record is from RefSeq and is a predicted model, not a curated record. The coding region runs from base 569 to 1456 and encodes 295 amino acids. The transcript has 6 exons.